GCAUGAGCACCUCUGAGAUUCCUGAUCUAGUUCUAGGAUCUGGGAAGGAAUUUUUCUGGAUCCGUAGACUGUUAUGAGUUAUGUUAUGAGUGAUGGCUGGGGUUCCUAGUCUCUUCACAGCAAAGCAAAUAUAGCACAAGGGUAGCCAACAUGGUACUCUCCGAUUUCCCCACAACUACAAAUCCUGUUUUUCCUGAUGGAGCUGAGGGGAGUUGUAGUCCAAUAACAUGUAUAGGGUACCAUGUUGACUACCCCUGAUGUAAAUCAUUGCUUUGCUGUUCUCAAAAGUGUCACAACUGGGCUUCAGACAGAGACGACGUUUUUGGGGAAGUAUGUAGGGAUGGACUCCUCACAGGCCCUCAUAGAUGAUGGCACUUAAAGGACCUCAGAGGUUACGGGCACAAAGCAGUCUGUGCCUGUGCACAGAAUAAUGAUUGAAUCAUAUGCUGUCUUGGGCUACCCUUACAGUUUGUCCUGAGGGUGGGCUGAGUAUUUGGCCUGUCAGCCACUAUGCUUCUGCUGCUUUACGAAGUCUACAGAAGCUGUAUGUAAUAAGAACUGUGAUCUUUUACAACCUAGCUUUGUUUCUGGUGUCUUCCUUUCUACCCCUGCUUGCCACUGCUGCAAACUCAACCUUUGAUCUCAAACACUAGUGUUCUCCUGCAAGUACCCUCUGCACUCUGUAUCCAUUGUGAUGCAGGAACCACCUCUGUCUACAGUAUCACCAAAGAGGAACAAGCAGAUUCUUGACAUUUGUAAAAUGUUUUGUUGGUUUUCAGUGUAUAAAAGCAAUUACAGCCAUACCUCGGUUUAAGUAUGCUUUGGUUCGAGUACUUUCAGUUUAAGUACUCCACAGACCUGUCUGGAACGGAUUAAUCCACUUUCCAUUACUUUCAAUAGGAAAGUUCACUUCAGGUUAAGUACGCUUCAGUUUAAGUACUCCGCAGACCGCCUGGAACAGAUUAAUCCACUUUCCAUUACUUUCAAUGGGAAAGUUCGCUUCAGGUUAAGUACACUUCAGGUUAAGUACAGACUUCCGGAACCAAUUGUAUACUUAAACCGAGGUACCACUGUACAGAAAUUCCCUCCCCAUGCCAACUUGCCCCCUGCAGGACAGACCAUUAAGUUUUACCCCAGUCCAGUUUGUGAUUCCAGUGGAUGCUAUUCUUCAGGAUUAUCAUUUGAAUAUUUUAUUAGAGGAUGGCAAAUUUCAGUAAAGUCAUCUGCGUCUCUUGUAUUGUUCAAGGUGUGCAGUCUCUUUGUUAUUUUUUUUCUGAUACAGCAACUACCCAUACAUUCUGUUUCCAGCAAGGUGUAUGCAAAUGUUCCACCCCUUUCCAGUUCUGUACUACUAGUAUGUGUGCUGUCACCAGAAGAAAAGUGGUUAAUUCUUUUUAAUAGAGGUCAAGCUGCUCUUCUCUGAAAAUGGUUAGCAGCCCCAAACUUGGGGUACUUUCCACAUGUUGACCCACAAUGUGGUUUAUUUCCAUAAAUGCACUCUGCCAGAAGAGCUGUAUGUAAUCACACGUCCCAACAUGUGGAAUGUUGUACCUAUCCUGUUGCAGCCUCUCCAGCACAGAGGUGGGAGUAUUUUUUUUAUAUAGCUACAUGCUAUUGAUGUAGUAAUUUAAAUGUAUUCUCUUGCAUGUCAAUGGACAUUGAUCUAAAAGGUUUUUUUGCCCACAAAUUAUUCCAGUCCACCUCCUUAAUUUCUAUACCUGGGUCAGAUUUCCAUUGUUCUAAAGCAGGCAUCCCCAAACUGCGGCCCUCCAGAUGUUUUGGCCUACAACUCCCAUGAUCCCUAGCUAAGAGGACCAGUGGUCAGGGGUGAUGGGAAUUGUAGUCCAAAACAUCUGGAGGGCCGAAGUUUGGGGAUGCCUGUUCUAAAGAAUUGCAUUAUCCAAUUUUUAACUCAUUAUUUUAACUCAUUAUUUUUUCUGUAAAGCAUAGAUAGAAGGUGGGGUUUUUUGCAUGUCCGUUUGUGUGUAAAAUUUAAUUUUCAAAUGGUGUCAGAGGUCUUGUGGAAUUUGCAUUAAUUUCUGAAUUUGAUAUAAAGUGCAUUAUUUGAUGAACACAUAGCCAAUUUGCAUUCUGUAUUCCAACUUUUUGAAAAUGAGCUGCUUAUGCACCAUAAGGCCACUGAUACUUUGAAGUUGUUUUUUAGUGAACAAGAGAAGCUGGUUUUGAUCAGAAAGUUCAAUGCUGUUGGGAUUUUGGGGAAUUUAAGAAGUUGGAGUGGGGGUUAAGCAAUAGCUUUCAGUGUGCUGUCACCUGCAUUGAAUCCACAGGGUAAUCUCUUACUCUUUUUGAUAGUAUUAAGCCAAUGGGAGAAUAAUGGGAAUUAAGGAAGUUUUGUAUCUUCAUAACUCAAAGCAUAAACAGGCAAUUAACUCUCCCCGCCUCCCUGCCUUGGAUUAGUCUUCAUUAUUGUAUUAAAUAAUUCAGACACUAGACAAGGAAAAGUAAUUGCACUAUCAUACUAGGUCCCCUUCACAGGACGACAAAUUCUUUGAUCUGAGCUGCUCAUUUUUAUUUUGUCAGCAAUUCCUUCUCCAAGUACAUUAUGGCAAUGGAUUUGCACUUGCCAUGAUCUGGGAGAGAUUGUGAUAAAGAGUGCUCAGCUCCCACUCUUCUCUACUUGGAAAGGAUUGUGAGAUCCUCCUUAAAGCAAGUGCAAUGGAUUUUGUCAGGUGGGUGGGCAUUAUAUACUUGAGAGGUAGAUUCUUCUACCCAGCUGUUAAAGUUAGCCUGGGAGUGGGGACAGAUAAAAUCUCCCCACUUGUUUUAAGUUAUUUCCAGCAAUCCUCCUCUGGUGGGAGAUUCAACAUUUGCAUGGUUACAUUUUCAGGCUCUUCAGUAUUCUGAAAGGUAGUAGCUCAUGGUGUUUGUGUCCAGUAUUUUUAUGCUGUAACUGUAUUGCUGUAGCUGGUGAUGGAGUAUAGUCUUUAAAUAUGUAUGUUUACUGGAUACAGACUUAAGAAUAGAUAGGAUAUCUCCUUGGCCCAUGUUCAGUGUUCUAACUAAAUUCUCAGGACUGCAUUCAGAUUGGGAUGGGGAUAGAACAAGCAUGGAUUGUAUGCCAUCAUGAGUUCUUUGGAGGAAAGGCAAGGUACAAAUAUGACCAAAAAGAAAGAUGGGAAAAUGCCAUCGACUGGAAAAGAUCUUCUGUAGCUUUUCUGAUCAAUAAUGGUGUUGGAUUUAUAGCUGUCACUUUUCUUCCUGAUGCUGGUUAACAUUCAUUUCAGAGUGUACUGUAUAAAGAAGGACCAUAGCUCAGUGGCAGAACAUCUGUGUUCAACCCUUGGCAUUUCCAGGUAAUGUUGCAAGAGAUGGUUGUCUGAAAUCCCAGAAAGCUGCUGUCAGCCAGACUCAAUAUAAGGCAGCUUUCUAGGUUCCUAUAGUUUUGACCUCUCCAGGGCCUGAUGAGCUGCAUCCAAGGAUACUAAAGGAGCCUUUUUCUUUUAUCUUUGAGAAUUCUUGGAGAACAGGUGAGGUCCCUACAGACUGGAGGCAGGCAAAUGUUUUCCUCAUCAUCCCCUCAUCUUCAAAAAAGGGGGAAAGGAAGACCCAGGUAACUACCAGGUGGUGAGGUUGACCUCAAUACCAAAGAAGGUCCUAGAACAGACAAUUCAACAGUUGGUCUGUGAGCACUUAGAAAAGGAUGCUGUGAUUACUAAGACCCAGUAUGGGUUUCUCAAAAAUAAGUCAUGUCAGACCAAUCUGAUUUAUUUUCUUUUUUGAUGGAUUUGCAAACUUGGUGGAUCAGGGAAAUGCUGUGGACAUCGUAUAUCUUGAUUUCAGAAAGGCUUUUGGCAAAGUCUCCUAUGAUAUUUUUGCAGGAAGCUGGUAAAAUGUGGGUUGAACGAGGUAACUGUUAGGUGGAUUUGAAGCUGGUUGACUAACCGAACCCAAAGAAUACUCAUUAAUGAUUCCUCAUCAACCUGGAAAAAAGUGACAAUUGUCUGUUGUCACAAAGUAGGGCUUGCAAGAAACUGAGGGGAAGUGAGUGGGCUGUCAAAGGUUAAAAAUGAGUUGGGAAGUGCUGCUAAGACCCAUGGUGGUUUAAAGUCCUUUGUUUCUUUUUUACCAAAGUAUUUGGUUAAAUUAGAAACAUUAGUUUUUUCUAGUUUGCCUCAUGACAGAAUUGUUUAUAGGAUUUUGUAAUUUCUAUAUAUUGAUGUCCCGUCCCCCCGUUUAUUUUUAUUACUUUUUAUAUAAAAAACCUCUUGUCCUAUUUAUUAAAGAAAUCAAUUAGAGCAGACCAAAUUUCAUAAAAUGAAUAUUUCCUUUUGUUGUCUUUGUGCCGAAACUUUACUAGUUCAUUUUUUUUUGCCAACAUAAUUGUCUAUACUUUAUUAUGCCAUGCUUCUAACAAUAGAUGGUACAAGUUCUUCCAGCAUUUUUCAACUAUAAAUGCACCCCUACAAGUAAUAAUAAAAGAUUUACCUAAUCUUUGGGAUGUCAACAUUUUGUUCACUAUUUUUUUAUUAAAAAAUCUGUGUUUCCUUUUACCAUAAGACAACAUUCUCUUAUUUUUAUUUGUAUUGUUUUGUUCCCCUGUGAGUAAAAUAAAUAAGAUGAAAAACCAUAUUUUAAUAUUUCCUUCAUCAUCAAUAGUAGAGAUAUAAUAUGGAUUGUUCUGUUAUUUCCUAAAACAGUAGUCUUCAGCUUUUGAGACCUGGGAUCCAUCUUUAACCCAAACAUGCACUUGGGGAACCCAUUUCUUACCAUAUGUUUAUAUGGCGGUAGUCCUGCUGUUACGGUAUUAUCCACCUUAGAUCAGGCCGUAACCUGGUAAUGGAUCCCAACCCACCAGGUAUAGACCAGUGUGCUAAUACAUCGGAGCUAAAAUAAGUUUUCAAGUCCAUCAGUCCUGUGGAAGAUCCAGGUUUAAAAGAUAGAAUAACGUUUAUUUCAGUUAUUGUGAAUCACUCUAUUGAUUAAAAUGAUUGAUGCUUGUAGACUUAGAUACAACUUAAGUUGCAUUGAGGGGAGAAUCAUUGAAAGUUCAUCUUCAUUAAUAGUUUAUAUCUGUGUACUUUUAGUGUUUGAGUCUGAAGAUACAGCAUCUUGGUUAUAAUCAUACUCCCAAAUAGGCAGUAAGUUGUGCUGAAAUGAAUGAAAGUCACAUAUGUAUGUAUGUAUGUAUGUAUGUAUGUAUGUAUGUAUGUAUGAAUAAGGGAGUGACUGAGCGAGCUUAGGAGUGGGCUGCAUCUAACUUAAUUGCUCAAAGCACCUUGAACAAAGUUCCAACUGCAAGUGACAUAAUUAGAAACUGCAAAUGAAAGAAUACAACAAAUAAGUUAUUUUGUCCAGAGGCAGGACUAGGUGGGGUUGAGGCAGACUAUAAAUGCAUCUAAUGUAUCAUAGGGUGUGUGUGCUUAAAGCAGCCAUAUACUUAAGCACUCACCUGGUAGCCAUUGGUGGCACGGAAUCUCAUCUGAUAGGUGUGAGAGAGGCAGCAGUUUUUUUAUUUAUACCCUGCCCUCCCUGGCCAAGACCAGGCUCAGGGCAGCUAACAUCAGGUAUAAAAACAAUUGAUUAAAAUACAACUUAAAAACAGGAUUAAUAUAAACGCAUAAAAAUUAAGAUUGCAAAAGGAUUGCAUUGGUGCACCAAAGUUUUUGGCAAACCUUGGUUCCUUUUCUUGUUAAGAGAAGUACAAUUUCUCAUAGCUGAAUUCUGCGGUAGUGGUACUGUAUUCAGAAAGUUCAGUUUUCUACCAUUGUUACUGCCAAGAAAGCAUCACAUAGUGCUCUACGUAGUGCAGAGAAAAUGUAUUUUGAGAUAGGGAGGCAGGCCCCAGAAAAUACAAUGUGUGCUGUUUACAAUUAUAAUUUUGUAUAACUUUGUUAUUAGACCAACUUAUAAGUCUGUCCCUCCUUUUUUUGUUAAAAUUGAAUUCAGACUUUUAAUUCCAAUUUCACUUUGCAGUAGGACUAAUUUCCCCAGAAAGGUCAACAAGGACAAUAUCAUUUAAUGCAAAAAAUUAAUUACCCAGUAACCAUGUUGUUUUGCUCACAAAAGGUUGUUAAAAGUAACCAAGCAAUUUCCUUCCCCCUUCCAAUAUAUGCUUAUGAUAUAUGCUUAUGAAUCAAGUGAGGGUUCUUAUCCAGGUUUGCAAUUACGAGUAAAGAUACAGGUGGUGUCUUAAUUCUUGAUUAAUUAUUGUGGGAUAUAAUUUCCAGUUGUGUUGGAAGGGUGAUUGGCAAAGCAUCUCAUUUUGUCUCAGCCCUAUUGAACCACCACCCUAGCAUGUUGACUUGUAUCCAAAGAAUCUGCAUUGGCAGGAUCCAGAACUGGUUGGAGCAGCUCUGCUUCUGCCUCUGGAUGAGUUUCAGUAAAAUAGAUGCAGGUAUUAAAGCCAUGAUGUAGGUCACAAGCCUUUCCUGUAUUCUGUACAGUACAUAAAACAGUGCUACUUCAUGCUCACUGGCUCCCUCACAAGAAAAUGUUUUUACAGGAAAUCAAUGUUGCUUUUGAAUAAAGCACCUUGAGUGAAUGUAGUGUGAGGUGAAAACUUCCUUUCCAGGGAAUUUGAUAGCUAUAGAUUCUUCCCUUUAUUGGCACCAAGUUCUGCUUGCUUUUCCCAGCAACCAAGCUAGAUCAUACUAGCUCCUGAUGUCUCUUACAUUUUGACGCAAUGCAAAACAGCAUUUCCUUUUUUCACAAGCAUUGCACCAUUGUAGCUGUUGCUACUUUACCCAGGCUUAUGAGGCAAUUUCAGCACCCAUAGUUCAUGCAGCUCAUCAAAAUGUGGGAUAAAGGGGAGGAAAUUUGUUUUGUUUUAAGCAAGUAACAAUAGUAAAUAUUUAGCUCAUGUUUUAUCUGCAGAGUGCAAUUACAUCUGAUCAUAGCUGCCAAGUUUUCCCUUUUCUCACGAGGAAGCCUAUUCAGCAUAAGGGAAAAUCCCUUAAAAUAAGGGAUAACUUGGCAGCUAUGCAUCUGAUAUAUAGUUUAACAACAUUAUAUACUGCUUACGAGACAGAAUAGUUUCUUUUUAUCAGUUUCUCUGUUCCACAGUUUCGUGCCGGGUACAGCUAUCCCACUCUUUCUUGCAGGAAGGGAGAAUGAGUUGUUAGAUGAAGAUGUUCCUCUCUACCUGGCCAAUUCUGAGAGGGUCAGUGAUUGUGGCCUAACUUUGUACAGUAAUAUACCAUUAUAGGAUUUGAUUUACAAACUUUGGCUAGGGUUGAAGUCCUUUAUUUUUUCAACACCAAAACAAAUCCCUAUUUAAGGUGGCAAAAAUGGAAUUUCCCCCUAACUCUUCAGUGUGUUUUUAAGUGUGAAGUUAUGUUUUGCAUCUUGGAGUUGGCCUCAUUGCUGAAAGGUUAGCCUGAGUUUGUAUUGUUCUUCCCUCUUUCUCCCCAUACCCUGCUUGUGUUACAUCUUGACUGAUUAAUAGCUCUGGAGAACUCAGAAGCUUCCCACAUCUUUGUGGCAUUUUGGUUGGUUCUAAUAAAGGUAUUUCUCAACUUUUAGGAGUGUUUUUCUUAUGGACCAAUGCAGCUGCAUUUGCUAGAUCUACCUACUGUAUUAGCAGUUGUAAGACAUACAGAGUCAAUACUCGUCAUGAUCAUUAACUCAGAUUGGAACCUUCAUUGCUUACAUUCACACAUUAUAAAAACUAUGUGUGUGGGGGAGAUCCACUCUGAUUGUGCAUACAUUAAGGAGAUUAGAUUAUUUUUAUAAGAAAGUAUUAUAUUAAGUAAGCAUAGAAACAUGCUUUUGUGGGCAUUCAGAAUUUCAUUCCUGCUUGGAGGUGGGGUCUGUUGGAUUCGUUGGUAUUUUUUAAUGUGUGGAGUAAAUACCACUUUUUGGUGUACUAAUUAGUUUGAUUCCUGGAUGGCAGUACUUCAUUCAGCCCUUUGCUUUAAUUCACCGAGUUUUCCUGUCAUUUAAACUCUGUUUAUUUCUCUGAGCCUUGCAGUAAAAAUCUGUGCAUAGCUGCUGAUUUGUUAGGUUGCACUCCUCUCUUAAGAAUGUCCUUUUUGGCUGCAAUCCUAUAUCUUUUCCUUGGAAUGAUCCUUAUCGAAUACAGCUGAACUUCCAAGUAAACAUGUAUAGGAUUAUGCAGCAAAUGCACUGCUUCUUUGGUUUGUUUUCCAUCUGGUAUAGUCUGGACUUUAUAUAGUGCAUUUCCCUUAGAAAGUAAAUGCUAUGUUUAAAACACUGUUGAAGUUAGAAGUAUUCAGUGCUUACUCUAUGAAGGUAGAUGGUGAGAUAGUAAUUCAGAUUAGUUUUCCCAUUAGUGUUUUGUUUCUUUGAUUUGGUAUGUUUUCUUACUUGUAAAUUUCAUUUCUAUGUCUCCUGCCCUAUGGCUGUAGAUAAGAGCUUUUUUGAAACUUAGCUUCCAGCCAUUGGCUGAACCAGGGACAGCAACUGUCACGGAACUCUUGGGUCCAGCAUUCUGCCUUAUCUGCUUAAGGAAUAGUAGAGCAACUACCAGUUUUUUCCAUUACUCUCCAGUAUUCGAAAAACCAGUUGUGCUUAGCAGAGCAAGUGAUUUAUAAACUUUAUGGUUACUGAGCCUUAUCAAAUCAAAUUCUCCUGAAUGACAACGUGCAGCCAACACCUUUGAGAAAGUGAGCCUCCCCUGUUCAUCCAUCAUCGAAAUAAUCUUGAGCAGCACUGGCUUAAUCGAUUUGGGUGCAGUAAAACUUUGGCUAUCUCCAUUCAUUUAGCAUACUUUUUCCUCAUGUUUAGUUUGAAUUGUUCAGAGUUUUAUGGAAGCUCUCUUGUAAUUAUUACAGUCAACAAAUUUGGUGAUUAUUUUCAUGGGCAAAAAGAUGCAGGCCCUGUUUCUCAUAACAGCAGUAAUAUACCGUUGUGUAAAUGUAUUGAAUGUAACCUCUGAGGCUCUUAUAGUGGUAAAAGCAUGCAUUUUCUUUUAAGAGCGAAAAACAAGUGAGUCUUAACUCAUCUGAGUAAUAUGGAUUCCUCCUUCCCAUUAAAAAACAGCAACUCAUGUUCCUUGAUUUGGUUGAUUCCAUCUUUGUAGAAAAGCCAUACAAAUUAGCAGUCACCUGGUUAUCUGAAGGUAGUGAUAGCUACUUCUGGGUGCUAGGAACAUACAAACUGGCAGUAGAACAGCAUUUGCAGCCACUUAAACAGAACAGCAGUGUUAUAGAGGAUGCUUACAGGGCUUUCUUAGUUGGGUAUAGGCUACUGACGUCUGACUAGCAAAGAAGAAUGAGCCAGGCAUGCAGAAAAUCUCAAAGCACUUCCCAUGUUAGUGGACAGUGCAAUGCAAAGUGCCUUGGAUUAAAAGGGAGACUGAAUAGCCCCUCCUUGAAGCUUCCAUAAUUGGCUACAAUAGCACUCCCUGCUAUACACAUUUAGAAGAGGGCACUACAUUGGUUUGACCCAACUUGGCUGAGAGCUAUUGGAAAGGAGUUUGUGUCAUCGCAGAAACUGUUCCUGAUGAGGGAACUUUAUCUUGUCUCUUGAGAACCACGGAAGUUGUCUGGGUGGGUUAAUCGCUUCUCUUGCAACUCUCUAGGUGAUGUAGCUGAUCAUCAAGCUGGUUGGACACAAUAGAUAGAUGUUAGGCCACUCUUUACCACUACAUUUCUGCACUGGUAGGAACGAUCUCCACCUGCCGUCACUUUUAAAUCAUCAUGAGCCUACUCGAACUCUAUGUCUUCAACUCAGCUGGAGAUGCUGAUGAUCCACCAAGAAUUACUCAAAACCCAGUCAUCAAUGGGAAUGUAGCAAUGGCUGAUGGUCACAACAACACAGAAGAAGACAUGGAAGAUGACACAAGCUGGCGGUCGGAAGCAACUUUCCAGUUCACUGUUGAACGUUUCAACAGGCUGAAUGAAUCAGUCCUAAGUCCCCCCUGCUUUGUACGGAACCUGCCAUGGAAGAUUAUGGUGAUGCCACGACUCUACCCAGACAGGCCACACCAAAAAAGUGUAGGAUUCUUUCUUCAGUGCAAUGCUGAGUCUGAUUCCACGUCAUGGUCUUGUCAUGCACAAGCAGUGCUCAAGAUAAUAAAUUACAAAGACGAUGAGAAAUCUUUCAGUCGCCGUAUCAGCCACUUGUUCUUUCAUAAGGAAAAUGACUGGGGCUUUUCCAACUUUAUGUCAUGGAGUGAAGUUACUGAUCCAGAUAAAGGCUAUAUAGAAGAUGACAAAGUAACUUUUGAAGUGUACGUUCAAGCUGAUGCUCCACAUGGCGUGGCGUGGGAUUCCAAGAAGCAUACAGGAUAUGUAGGACUGAAGAACCAGGGAGCAACCUGCUAUAUGAACAGCUUAUUACAGACAUUAUUUUUCACAAAUCAGCUACGAAAGGCUGUGUACAUGAUGCCCACAGAAGGAGAUGACUCAUCAAAAAGUGUUCCUUUAGCAUUGCAGAGGGUGUUCUAUGAGCUUCAGCAUAGCGACAAACCAGUAGGAACUAAGAAGCUGACAAAAUCCUUUGGAUGGGAGACGUUAGACAGCUUCAUGCAACAUGACGUUCAGGAACUAUGUCGAGUGUUGCUUGAUAAUGUUGAAAAUAAAAUGAAAGGCACCUGUGUAGAAGGCACUAUCCCUAAAUUAUUCAGGGGGAAAAUGGUGUCUUAUAUCCAAUGCAAACACGUAGACUAUCGUUCUGAACGAAUAGAGGAUUAUUACGACAUUCAGCUUAGUAUAAAGGGAAAGAAAAGCAUAUUUGAGUCCUUCAUUGAUUAUGUUGCCGUGGAACAGCUGGAUGGGGAUAAUAAAUAUGAUGCAGGAGAACAUGGUUUGCAGGAGGCAGAAAAAGGUGUAAAGUUCUUAACGCUGCCACCAGUGUUGCAUCUACAACUCAUGAGGUUCAUGUAUGAUCCCCAGACUGACCAGAACAUCAAGAUAAAUGAUAGGUUUGAAUUUCCAGAUCAGCUGCCUCUUGAUGAAUUUUUGCAAAAAACAGACCCUAAAGAUGCUGCAAACUACAUACUUCACGCAGUGCUAGUUCACAGUGGAGAUAACCAUGGUGGACAUUAUGUCGUUUACUUGAACCCUAAAGGGGAUGGAAAAUGGUGUAAAUUUGAUGAUGACGUUGUAUCUAGAUGUACAAAAGAAGAAGCAAUUGAGCAUAACUAUGGAGGCCACGAUGAUGACCUAUCUGUACGGCACUGUACCAAUGCUUAUAUGUUGGUUUAUAUCAGGGAGUCAAAAUUAAGUGAGGUUUUGCAAGCAGUCACUGAUCAUGAUAUUCCUCAGCAACUAGUAGAACGGCUGCAAGAAGAAAAAAGAAUAGAGGCUCAAAAGAGAAAGGAGAGGCAAGAAGCCCACCUCUACAUGCAAGUACAGAUAGUAACAGAGGACCAGUUCUGUGGCCAUCAAGGCAACGACAUGUAUGAUGAAGAAAAAGUGAAAUACACUGUGUUCAAAGUGCUGAAAAAUUCAACACUAGCAGAAUUCGUUCAAAACCUGUCUCAAACAAUGGGCUUUCCACAAGAUCAAAUACGGUUGUGGCCAAUGCAAGCCCGAAGUAAUGGGACAAAAAGGCCAGCCAUGUUAGACAAUGAAGCUGAUGGCAAUAAAACUAUGAUUGAGCUCAGUGACAAUGAAAAUCCAUGGACAAUAUUCUUAGAAACUGUAGAUCCAGAAAUGGCUGCUACAGGAGCAACAUUACCCAAGUUUGACAAAGACCUGGUCAUUCCUCCUCUGGUCACUGGUAUGGAUGCACGAACUGUCUGUCUGUCUCCAGGCACUGUCUGCAGUCAUCUCCAAGGGAUUCCCACACGGCAGGAUGAUGUAAUGCUGUUCCUGAAGAUGUAUGAUCCAAAGACACGGAGUUUGAAUUAUUGUGGACAUAUCUACACACCUAUAUCCUGCAAAAUACGUGACUUGCUGCCGGUUAUGUGUGAAAGAGCAGGAUUUCCCCAAGAGUCUAAUCUUAUCCUCUAUGAGGAAGUUAAGCCGAAUUUAACAGAGAGAAUUCAAGACUAUGAUGUUUCCCUUGACAAAGCUCUUGAUGAACUCAUGGAUGGUGACAUCAUUGUGUUUCAAAAGGAUGACCCCGAGAAUGAUAGCAGUGAGCUACCAACAGCAAAAGAGUACUUCAGAGACCUUUACCACCGAGUUGAUGUCAUCUUCUGUGACAAGACCAUCCCCAAUGAUCCCGGUUUUGUUGUCACAUUAUCCAACAGAAUGAAUUAUUUUCAGGUUGCAAAGACAGUCGCCCAAAGGCUGAAUACUGACCCUAUGCUACUACAGUUUUUCAAAUCCCAAGGUUAUAGAGAUGGCCCAGGUAACCCUCUUAGACAUAAUUAUGAUGGAACUUUAAGAGAUCUCCUGCAGUUCUUCAAGCCUAGACAGCCCAAGAAACUUUACUAUCAGCAGCUUAAAAUGAAAAUCACAGACUUUGAAAACAGGAGAAGUUUUAAGUGCAUAUGGUUAAACAGCCAGUUUAGAGAAGAGGAAAUAACACUAUAUCCAGACAAGCAUGGGUGUGUACGGGACUUAUUAGACGAAUGUAAAAAAGCUGUAGAACUCGCUGAGAGAGGUUCAGGGAAAUUAAGGCUGCUAGAAAUUGUAAGUUACAAAAUAAUUGGUGUCCAUCAGGAAGAUGAAUUGUUAGAGUGUUUAUCACCAGCAACAAGUCGAACGUUUCGAAUAGAGGAAAUCCCACUGGACCAGGUAGAUCUAGAUAAGGAGAAUGAGAUGCUCAUCACAGUGGCUCAUUUCCAGAAAGAGGUUUUUGGGACGUUUGGCACUCCGUUCUUGCUAAGGAUACACCAGGGUGAACACUUUCGAGAGGUGAUGAAGAGGAUUCAGACAGUGCUGGACAUCCAGGAGAAGGAAUUUGAAAAGUUUAAGUUUGCCAUUGUAAUGAUGGGUCGACACCAGUAUCUAAAUGAAGAUGAAUAUGAAGUGAACUUGAAAGAUUUUGAGCCCCAACCUGGCAACAUGUCUCACCCCAGGCCAUGGCUAGGGCUUGACCAUUUCAACAAAGCCCCAAAGAGAAGUCGCUACACGUACCUUGAAAAAGCAAUUAAAAUCCAUAACUGACUUACCCUCUCCAGUUUGUUCGAGGCAAAAGGGGCAACAAUGUGUGUUUGUGUGAGCGUGUGUGUGUGUGUGCGUGUGUGUGUGUGUGCGUGCGCACCUUUUUAACAACUGUAGGACUUUUGGUACACGUGCACUCGAUCGGAAGUCUCCAGCAAGAGGAUUUGCUGCUGAUUUAUUAAUUUUAUUUUGAGGCUGUUCAGUUUGGCUUCUCUGUAUCUAUUAUUGACUGCCCUUUUUUUUUUCUUUUUGAGCAAAAAUGAAGGUGUUUUAUAAAAGCUUGGGUGCCAAUGAGAGUUUUUAUGGGAAAUGUAAACAAAGCGAGAUUGUCAGCAUAACAAGGAAAGGGUUGAGUUAGAGCAGUUGACAUUGGCGAAAUAUUGUCUGUAGUACAUUAACUGGACAGCCUUUUCUGGCUGACCUCCCCCCCCCUCCCUUGCCCUCCCCUCCUUCCUCCCCCUCUUCCCCAAUGCGUGGUACCCUGCCAUCACUGCAGCUAGUUGGCGCUAUGGUUAGGCUCACGCCCAAUUUAUUUCCUUCAGUUAUAUACUUUAAAUGACAUUUUUGUGCAUUUGUAAAUGCAAAGAGAAACUCACACCAUCAAUAAAUAGCAAUCUCUACUUCAUUGUGUACACUGUUGGCACUUAUUCGGGGGGGAGGGGGAGAUUUUGUCUCUUCAAUCAGCCUAGAAUUUCUCUUUUUAUUAUUAUAAUAUUAUUAUUAUUAUAAAUAAAUGGAUUUUGAGUCAAAUUUGUUUUUCUCACAUCACCUUUUGCCAAGGAAGAAGUUGGGGAACCCCCCCAAAGGAGGUGCAGUGUAUUUGUAUCCCUUUAGAAACUGUUUGAGAGUAAAAUCCCUUGGUUGCAGUGAGAUUUACAAGCAUAGUACCAACUUCCCAGAGAAUUUGAAGAAGGAAAAGGGCAUCUGUUUUAUAAUUAAUUUAGUUAAUCUGGGAAGACAUAGGAAGACAAAACAAAAUAGCCUUUUAGCACUGAGGGCAUGUUCACUAGCAUUUAGUAAGCUGUUGACUUUGUAAAAAAUGUGGGGGUGGGGCUUGGGAGGGGGAACAAAACAAUUGUAUAUUUAACAGAGGAACAUGUACAAUUUAACAUUUGGGGUUCCUUGGGGGGGCUGGGGGGGCAGGGUGAGUCUGCAAGUGAAUUUCACAGAUGUCAAUAUUCAUUGUGUGUAGUUUUAUUUCAGUCCCCGGACUUGCUUUUCCAUUUUAGUUUGGAGCUACAAGCAGCCCCAUGUGUCUCUCCUAAGUUUUUGAGUGCGGUAAAAAUAUAGAAGCAGCAAUUUACACUCCCCCCCCCACAUUAUUUCUCAUUCUUUCUCUUCUUCCCCCCUCCUGCAUUCCCUCCUGCCAAUAUUUUAUUUUGUUUCUGUAGCUGCGGUGUGCAACAAUUCUUCCUGUAUAUUGCCUUUUUUUCUUUUUUUGCUGGAAAAAAUGUUGUAUGUUGAAUAAAAAUUUUCUAUAAAAUUUUA
This is a messenger RNA of Zootoca vivipara (common lizard), 14468 nucleotides long. The record is from RefSeq and is a predicted model, not a curated record. Lineage: Eukaryota; Metazoa; Chordata; Lepidosauria; Squamata; Lacertidae.